Messenger RNA from Quercus lobata, 482 nucleotides. Its product is annotated as heavy metal-associated isoprenylated plant protein 47-like. Gene Ontology annotation, molecular function: metal ion binding. Bases 65 to 472 code for a protein of 135 amino acids. The transcript has 3 exons. The record is from RefSeq and is a predicted model, not a curated record. NCBI's taxonomy places the organism in Eukaryota, Viridiplantae, Streptophyta, Magnoliopsida, Fagales, Fagaceae.
GGUUAAGCUCAUUAGUCAUUAAAGCUCUCUCACAAAAUCCGCCUGUUAUUGCUUCCUCUAAAACAUGAAGCAAAAAAUAGUGAUCAAGGUGAAUGACUGUGACAAAUGCACAAGAGAGGCCAUGAACAUUGCCUGCAAAGCAAAUGGUGUGAACUCAGUGGCAAUAGAAGGGUCUGAUAGAGAUCAGUUGGUGGUGAUUGGUGAAGGUGUUGACUCUGCUAACUUGACCUGCUCGUUAAGGAAGAAGCUUCGCUAUGCCACUUUACGGAGCGUGGAAGAAGUGAAGGCAAAACCAAAACCAGAAGAGAAACCAAAACCGGAAGUUCAGACGCCAAACAAACCCCCAUCUUCAACAUGUUCUUGUGGCUGUCCUCAGUUACCCAUGUGCCCUCAAUAUCCACCACAUCCCAUGUUAUAUGAAGCGAAAGUCUAUGAUUAUACUCCGAGUCCAAGUUACUGCCCCAUCAUGUGAUAUCCAACGU